Messenger RNA from Ornithorhynchus anatinus (platypus), 753 nucleotides. Its product is annotated as homeobox protein HMX2-like. Gene Ontology annotation, cellular component: nucleus. Lineage: Eukaryota; Metazoa; Chordata; Mammalia; Monotremata; Ornithorhynchidae. Gene Ontology annotation, molecular function: RNA polymerase II transcription regulatory region sequence-specific DNA binding; DNA-binding transcription factor activity, RNA polymerase II-specific. The transcript has 2 exons. The coding region runs from base 1 to 753 and encodes 250 amino acids. Gene Ontology annotation, biological process: regulation of transcription by RNA polymerase II. The record is from RefSeq and is a predicted model, not a curated record.
AUGAGCCAGGUCGCCCGGCUGGACGACCCCCGGGUCCGGCCCCCGAGGCCCCCGAGGCCCUUCACCAUCGACAGCAUCCUGAGGCCCGACCCCGGGGGGCCCCGCCGGAGGACGGCCCCGACCCCCAGCCGCCAGCCCCCCAUCCCGAGGGGCCGGCACCGGGACCAGGACGGCCGGGACCAGGAAAGCCGGGACCAGGAGCAGAAGAGACCGGAUGGGGUCUCAGGAGCGAAGGGUAGAGAUGACCAGGACCCUGGCGGAGGGCCAGAGGUCCCCCCGGGACGAUUGCCCCGGCCGGGGGUCUGCAGCCCGGACCCCUCGAUGCGGCCCGGGGUCGCCCCCCCGGGCAGAGCGGCGUCCGGCAAGAAGAAGACGCGGACCAUCUUCUCCAAAAGCCAGGUCUUCCAGCUGGAAUCGACCUUCGACGCCAAGCGGUACUUAAGUAGCUCGGAGCGCGCCGGGCUGGCCGCCUCCCUGCAGCUCACCGAGACCCAGGUGAAGAUCUGGUUCCAGAACCGUCGCAACAAACUGAAGAGGCAGCUGGGCUCCGAGCCCGACGGCGCCCCCGGGACCCAGCCCGCCGGGAUCCCGGCGGCCUCCCUCUCCCUGCCCGGCCUCUCCAAGGACUCGGCUUUCUUCAGCCGCUGCCUGUUGCCCGUCUCCCUGCCUCUCGUCUACCCCGGGAGCACCGUCCCCUACCUCUGUUUCCCCACUCCCGGAAAAUACUUCAGCCUGGUAGAUGGAGAUGUAUAA